AUGCGCGUCUCAGUACCAACCAUUAUCACCGCCCAUGGAGCACCCAAACAAUCAAUUUCACCAGCUGCGGCGGUUGACCGCAUCGCGGACUUCCUUGCGCCAGGAAAAGUUACGCUACUCACCGGCGCAGGUGUUAGUGUUGCUUCAGGGAUCAGAGCAUACCGGGGAAAAGAUGGCAGAUACAUGAACCCAAAUUAUCAGCCAAUUUUAUAUCACGAACUAACCGAUGAAAGUACGAAAGGGUUUGCUUUCAGGCAACGGUAUUGGUAUGAAAUUAAAUCAUGUAGCCAGUCCAUCAGGUUAAUGCUUUAUAGGCUUCGUUCGUACUUGGGUUACCCCCCUGUCCGGGACGCUCUGCCUAAUACCAGCCACUAUGCAAUUGCUGCACUCCAAUUCGCAUCAUACAUACCUCGCCUUGUGACGCAGAAUGUAGAUGGGUUACACCAUAAGGCGAUCGGACACCUUUGGGAGCCAGACCAUAUCCAACAGCAAAUACUUGAACUGCACGGAACUCUUCAUCGAGUACAUUGCAAGCGCGGUCAUGUAGUCCCCAGAGACAUGUUCCAAGAUUGGCUUUCUGCUUCUAAUCCGCAGUGGAAGGCAUUCGUCGACAAUUUAGAGAAGACCGGGCAAAAACCACGCACGAAUCCUGAUGGUGAUGUGGAGUUGGAAGGCGUUUCUUAUGCCGAUUUCGUGGUCCCAGAGUGUCCGCAAUGUACGUUGGAAGGCCAACAGAACUCUUUUCACAAACCAGAGGUGAUAUUCUUUGGUGAAUCGAUACCAAGUCGGAUUAAGGACCGCUCGUUUUAUGACGUUGAAAAAUCUGAAAGGCUUUUCGUCCUCGGCACUACACUGGCAACGUAUUCCGCAUUCAGGCUGGUAAAACGCGCAUUAGAGCUGCGAAAACCAGUCAUGUUGCUGAAUGUCGGGCCCACGAGGGCUGACGGUCUUCCGGGUGUGGAGAAACUUGAGAUAUCGAGUUCCCUGGUGUUGCGAGAUGUAGUGCGGGCCCUCCUGGGUUCUCGAGCCAGUCAUGAUUCUGUAAUAGUUCAUCUCCUCCAGAGUGGCAUUCAUCAGCCACCCGCAGAAGACCACGAAAUCAUAUCAAGAAAUACUUAG
Suillus clintonianus is the source of this 1119-nucleotide messenger RNA. RefSeq names its product DHS-like NAD/FAD-binding domain-containing protein. The transcript has 10 exons. NCBI's taxonomy places the organism in Eukaryota, Fungi, Basidiomycota, Agaricomycetes, Boletales, Suillaceae. Gene Ontology annotation, molecular function: NAD+ binding. The record is from RefSeq and is a predicted model, not a curated record. Bases 1 to 1119 code for a protein of 372 amino acids.